UGAACAAACCGCAGUCUUCAAGGAGAGGGAGCCGAAGUCACAGUCGGCGCAAACGAACAAGUGACAUAAAGGAGUUGCAAUGGCAGGUAAACAAAGCAGAAAAAAUCCCAAAUUUACCAUAGAAGACGCCUUUGAGGAGGAUGCUGACGAUGCCAUCCGACUCUACGGUGCCACGAAUGAGCGCUCGCCCUUCAGACCUAAAGAUCGUGACGGAAUAAUGGGCGUGGAUGAUGUUUCCAUGAAUAUGGAUGACAGUGUUCUUGGAAGCAAAGGCUUUCUCACGGUUCCUGAUGUAGAUGCUAUUUCACGUGACAGUGAUUCUCUCAUACCGGGCGAUGCCAGCAGCUUCUCAGAAUCUCCAAGAUGGUGGUUCCUCCACCCUAAGGUUCGGGAAAAGUGGACUCUUGUGGCUGGGGCCUUCACGCUCCUCAUCUUGGGAUUGACCCUCCUUGUGACCGGCAUUGUUGUGCAAGUCAUACCCAUUGAAGGAGUCUCAGGUAUUGUAUUCAUCAUUACCGGCCUUAUAUGCUUCAUUCCCGGGGCAUACCACAUCGUCUACGUAAUUUUUGCAGUUUCGGGUAGGCGUGGCUAUGACUUCUACAAUCUUCCACUCUUCAACUGAUACAUUCUCCGGGAAGACUUCUAUGGUUAACCAGAAAUGGAAAGGAAAUGUAAUAUUGUGCAUGCAAUGAUCAUAUAAGGGAAUUCUUGUAUAUGUUCAGUUUCGUACUAUUAGUUCAAGAAGUCAGAGGGAGAUCAGAGAUAAAUAAGUACAUACAUGCACCACAUGAUCUUUCUUUUUCGUAUGUAAAUCUCUGAAGAAUGUGUUUUUUGCCCAAAGUGAAUCUCAGUAUUUAGACGAAUCACUUCUUGGUGAUAGUAUCCCAGUAACCAAAUAUUACAUAAUCUCAGUGAAACAUUUUCCUCAAAACCUGUGCCAAUGACAUAGAUUCAAAUAGAAAAUGUUGGAGAAUGACCAAAAAGGAGUUGUAAUGAAAAGGGCAUUUUAUAAAGGUAGAAAUACCACAUAGAAAGAUGGAAUGUUUGUCACUGUAUAUAACCAUGUUUCUGUACUUUUGUAGUUUCUGUAUCAUGAAUUCAUGAUUGAUGUAAUGUUGAUGAUGGCAUCUGUUUUGGCAGGGGUCAGUGAUUCUCAGUAUUCUCUUGCCAUUCCCUUUUUUUGAAUUUUCAUUAUAUGAGGAGUACCAGUACUUAUUAUUAUUAAUAUUAUUAUUAUUUUAAUGAAAAGUAAGUAUUAUAGUUGGAUCAUUGGAAUCUCUGGCUAGUCUCUCACUUCUGAUUUGUCAUAUGUAAUUAGUUUCUGGAUGACAGAAAAUGUUACUAAAUAUCCCAUGUAGUGCUACAGGGGCACAGCAGCAUUUGUUAUGUGUGCAAAUAGGAAAAGCGGAUUUAUAUAAGAUUAUUAUGUAGCUAUAUUAUAUUCUUGAGACAAGGUAUUGUUGCCAACUAUUCAGAAGAUGAUGUUGGAUGUCACAUUGCAGAAGUAAAUUAUGAGAGAGCCAUAUAUGCUGUCUUAUUAGUAGUACAUUUUUUUAAUGUUAGGUUUAAGCUCAUGUCCCAUUUUAUCUUUCUUUUAUUUAUCUCUAUUUUAAAAGAACCACAACAUUUUUGUCUUUUCAUCAGUGUCCAGUAUCCUAAAUGGAUACUGAGCAUUAGAUUUUAUACAGUGGAAAGGAAAGGAAGGAAUUGGUGAUUAAAAAAUGGGGUAAGUAAACUUUUAAUGAGUCGUGUGGAUGAUGAUACAUGAAUAUUUCCUGUACUAGUCAGUUGAGAUUUUUUGCUGUUAUGCAUGGGCCAGUGUGUUCAAAACAUGUAUGCUGUUUGUACAUGUAAAGUCAGCAUCCUCAUAUGCUGUUUGAUAUUAUUUCAUUUUUCGCUCAUUGGCUGGUGCCACUUAAGGUUUAAAUGUUCUAAAGCUGUGAUUUCAUAAGAAUUGUAUUUGAAAUUAGGUAGGUCAUAGUGUUCAUUUUUAUGUUUUUGUUUAUAAAGUAGAAAAAUAUUUUUCCCCCCAAGGAUAGACAAGAAAAAGAAAUGAAGGAAAACUUUCUUUUCUCUCCUCCUGUUCAAAUUUGUGAAUAUAAUUUUACCUCUCUCUUUGAAAAGCACAAUAUAUAUAAGUAUUGAAAAUGCAACUAAUCCUAUUUUGUAUAUGUAUCAAUGUAACCAUUUAUAAUAAACCCACUGUAUUUAUUAGCACUAAGAAGAAUGAAAAAGGUAGAGACAUUUUCUCUGUCUAAGGAUUUUUUCAUAUUACAGGGGACAGCACUUGCUAAAAAUUUGCAUGAGUUCCUGACUCAUUUCUACUUAAUCUAUGCUCAAAGUAAGAUAAAGGGACUGUAGAUGGUAGUGGAUGUCUUCAAAAGUAGUUUGUUUAUACCAGCAUCUGAACUUUUGUAAGCAAAGAGUGUCAUAUCUGCGGCGUGUGUUUCUACUAAACUGUCGCCAUGUGCCAUAUGAUGAGAAAGAGCAGAGGGUGCCAUAGUAUAUAGGUGAGAUAGGGAAUGAUAUCUUUGCUUUUUCUCUUUCUCAAUCACACUCUAAGGUUGCAUGAGAAGGGGUUGUCUGAGGCUUGGGUCUCAAAAAUUUAUUUUGUGUGUGCGUGUGUGUGUUUUUAUUGUCAAUUGUGCAGAGCUUUGGAUACUGUUUUUCAUGAUUAUUACUAGGCAGUAUUAGCACUGCUUUAUAUACAUCAUUGUUUUUGCUUUAUUUUUAUUUUUUUUUACAAUUGUUCUAGGAUAAUGAGAGUAAUGAUAUUUAUGCAAACAUAUUUAUUUUGCAUUUUUGGGGGGAAAUAAAUGAUGCUAAUUGAAAAGAACCAAAAUAGCAUGACUUAUAUUUAAGCUUCUGUUGUUUUUUUGUUCUUUUUCUUUCUUCAUUGUGUAAGAUCAUUAAGUGUUGGCAGUAAUGACAUAUGUAACAGAAUGGAAUGAAGAAGAUAUUACUAGAUUUGUUCUCCGAAACUUUUUCAUAGCCGUUUGAAGUUCAAAGAAUCAAUAAC
Messenger RNA from Penaeus vannamei (Pacific white shrimp), 3019 nucleotides. Its product is annotated as transmembrane protein 134. The record is from RefSeq and is a predicted model, not a curated record. NCBI's taxonomy places the organism in Eukaryota, Metazoa, Arthropoda, Malacostraca, Decapoda, Penaeidae.